AUGCCGAUGAAGACAGGAGACGCAGAUUCGAGCGGUAUCCCUUCCAAUGUGCCUGCCUUUCUAGUGAAACUGUGGAAGCUUGUAGAAGACCCUCAGUAUGAGGAACAUAUUUCGUGGAACAAGGCAAGCUUAAGCUGAAUUAUUUAUCAUACUCACAACCUUCUCUGUAUUUUUUUGGUUUUUGAACAAGACCGCUCUAUCUUCUUGAAACCUUGAUCAUCUGUAUUUUGUUAAUUUUACAAUUACUCUGUGACAUGUACACAGCUAUAACAACCUUUCGAUCUUUUUUUUGCAGAAUGGAACUGGUUUCCUCGUUCACGAUCAGGCCACUUUUGCACGCGAAAUCCUUCCGAAGUAUUUCAAACACAACAAUUUUGCGAGCUUUGUUCGUCAGCUGAAUAUGUGUAAGUAAUGUUUUGAAAAUAACCGACAGGUACUGGCUUUGAUCUAGCUUUCAGCUGAAAUGCGCUUUCGUACACAUUUAAGCACAUUAUUUUCUGUAGUAAAGGUUGAUUUUCCGUUUUAAAUUUUGGUCUCUUGAGAAAUUUAAACUAGAGGUUCAACGUUUUUUCGUUUUCUUUCACAAAGAAUUUCGUUUGAUCAGUUGUUCUAAAGAAUGCUAGCAAUGCCUAAUGUCACUCUUGACUUUACUCUUUGUCUCUGGGAAUGCAUGUGGGCGAUGAAACUCGUGUUAUUCUUUCCGCUUGUCUCAGAUACCUACGAUCUAGAACAAACUUCUUUCAGUUGCUUGAGAUCGUUAACAGUACCUUAAUUUCACCUGACAGUCCGAUGUAAAUAAUUUUACGUGUAAAAUAUUUAUUUUCAAUGAUAACAUGUUGUACUCAAAUUCAAGUUGGAGCUGAAAUUGAUAAAAAUGUUUUUAGAAUACUCAAAACUAUAACUGACAUCAAUAGUGGGUGGGAAGGGGAGGUUCUUCUCUUUCGAAUGUUCUUCGGCAUUUUCAAUCAAAGUGUUAGCUUAAUGUUUUUCAAGAGCAAUAUACAAAGUUAAUAUAAAGUAAUAUAUGAUACUGUUCAUCUGACUUUGCCAGUCUCAGCUUCUAGUUUAUGUGAUAGAUUUGAUUUCCCAAGCCACACAGUGUUUAAGUGAAGACAUGAUCUUUUGCAUUUGGUGCUGAAAGGGUGUAAAAGUUUUCAGGUUUAAUCUGCAAGAAUCAUUUCUUCGCAUGAUUUCUCUUCUGCAGCCGGUGCUUGCCAGCAAAUGAUGCCUAAUUGCUUAUGUUCUAUUCUUUAAGUCGUGUUUUUUUUCUUACAAAGAACAUGAAGAUGAAACAGAUAAAACCCAGCGUGCAAAGAAAGUAGUGUUCGAUAGCCCGGGGCUAGUGGAUUUUGCUAUCGGGCUAGUGAAUUCUGUUUUCAACGUGCCCAAUGGGCAAGUGAUCUUUUUUGAGGAAUUCAAAUAUCAGAAGAACUGUGAAAUCAAUUCUGCUUGUCAAAAAGCUUUUGGGGUUAGUUGAAAUGAUGUCCGGGCUAGUAAAUGCUAGCUUCAGCGUCCCUGAAUGGCAAGCUGUAAAAAUGAAUUUCUUUUCACCCUGAAACCCUUUGAGUGCAGUGCUUUUCAGUGGUGUUGUUUGUUAAUUUACAGAGGGUAGUUUUAAUAUUAACAUGUAAAGACAUAAUGACCCACUAUUAAUUCAGUUCUAAAAUUAUGUAAUCAUUCAGAUAAAGUUAUUGCAUUUGAUCACUACAUUCUUAGGGCUUCCGACGUUCAUAUGGGAACAUGUAAUUUAGGUAUCCCAAGGCAUCCGACCACCUAAGUUGAAAACUUUUUCAGUGGCAUGUUUAAUAGGAUAAAUUGUUAAUUUUACACUUAAAUUUAGCGUUUGGCCUCUACCUAGAAGUGAAAACAUUAAGAUUGUUUGCAGAAGUAAAAAAAAUUAAGAUUGUUUGUAGUUUUGUUUAUUCUUUUUAGAGGUGGCAUCGAGGGUGUUGCAGUGGUGAUACUUGCCUCUUACCAAAUUAAUGAAUCAAUCAUUCUUACUUUAUGUAGUUUCUCUUUGGAUUAUCCAGUUUUCUCUCUGACAAAUCCCAAAACUCCCAAAUUUGAUCUGGAAAGUACAAAAAUGAAGAAAACAAGUUCUAAAGAGCACCUAGGUUUUUGUACAUUUAGAUAAACAAAUUGUUUUUUUUUGCAUUUUAUGCAACCUAAUUUUAUGUGUAAUAUUUUCUUGGUUCCUGUUUGUGCUUUGCUUAUGUGGUAAAAUUAUUUGUGUUAACCCUGCAAAUCUAACUUGUCUUAUUAGAUGGCUUUCGUAAAGUAAUUGGUGCAGAACAAGGUGGCCUGCGGUCAGAGAAAGAUGAGUGGGAGUUUUUCAAUGGGAACUUUAACAGGUACCAUCCUGAAUUACUUGAGAAUGUCAAGAGAAAAGCUACUCCAGAAGAAAAGAAAGUAAGGAAUGAGGAUGUCUCUAAAGUGCUGAAUGAUGUUCAGGAUAUGAAGGGAAAACAAGAUGAAAUGACAAUGAAACUUGAUCAGAUUAAGCGGUAAGUAUUCUCAACAAGAAUAUUUCUUUUGUGGAGAUGAUUUUACUGAUCUUAUAUCGGGUAGGUAGUUGUAAAACUAGACGUUGAGGUGAGGGCAGGAGUGCAUUGUCUGGUAAAAGGAAAGUACAUUGGCACUUUCAACUUUCCAGCAUGUUUUUGGUCUUUUUAAAUUCUCACUACCCUUCAUGCCCUAUAAUAUAAUCAAGAGAAGAGUAAAGGAGAGAAAAUAGGGCAAAUAUCUGGAGAUCAUGUGGUGCUCGGCCACUAAACCUGACUGUACUGAGCAAUCAAAACAAUUAUCUUUAAUUCAUUGUUGGCAAUUUAGUCAAAUGAAAUAUGGUAUUGUUGAUGGAGAGUGAAAGGAGAGGAGACAUGUAUGAAGAGACCUGACAUUGGGGGUGAUGGGGUUGACUGCUUUAGUUUCCCCCUUGAAUUAAGUAUGUAUGGACGAACCUUACCAUUUCAUGACCGUUUUUUUUUCAGGGAGAAUGUCACACUGUGGAAUGAACUGGUAGAACUAAGGCAGAAACAUCAGAGACAACAGCAGAUUGUGAACAAGGUGAAUUCGAUGAAGGACACACCUUCUCCUUCUAACCUUUUAAUCCAUGUAAUGAAUGGAUAGUUAAAAAGCAGGUAUCAAAUUUAAAGAUCUGCUGUAUUUAAAAUCUAGGCACAUUCAAACGUCCCAACCCAAUGAUGUCUAUCUUAGAGAGAAUUGAGAAAAUUCAUGCAAGUUACCUGAUGUUGUCCCUCUGAUGCCACGUUAGGAACAUUUGUUUGUAGUUUUUAAUAAAGGAUUAGAAACUACAGAUAUGGUUCCAGUUGUUUAAUAGGUGGAAAAUGCUAUCCACCGGAUAAAUCUCUAUCCAAAGGGUAGUGCAAUCAGUGGUUUCCCUAACACUUUUCCAAUGGAGAGUCGUUUAUCCAGUGCAUAGCGCUAUCAAGCAUUUGAACUACCGGGGCCUGAUCUACAUGUACAUGUAUGUGUUCCUUUAUAUCUUACUUUUUGACUUUCUUUACUUCACAGCUUUUCCAGUAUCUUAUGCGACUCAUGUAUCAAAAUGAAAAGCUCAUGACAAACAGAAAGAGGUAAGCGGCUACAAGUACAUACAAUUGUCUAUGUAACUGUAACGUCAUGCAGGCUUUUGGCCAGGCGUUGAAAACUGGCCAUCCAGAAGGCAUGUUUUCCCAUAAAAUUAUACGAGAUUAAGUGAAGUUUAAAUGGGUGUCCAUAGGAUGGCUGGACACCCUUCUGGCUAAAACCGUGACGUCAUGUAAACUUUUGUAACGCUAUUAGGGUAUAAUAAUUAAAUCAGUGUUCUCAAUCUUGUAGGUUAAUGCUCCAGGACAGCACAGAGGAACAGUCAUCGAAAAGAGGGCGCUAUGAUUACAGAGAAGGCUGUGGACCUAGUAGUGGACACCCUCCACCAAGUUACUCUGCUCAACGAGUAAGUUUACCCUCAGUAAAGCUGUUUUAACACACAUUAACUAUCAGCCAGUGUCUGUCAGUCAGUGGUGAUAUACCUUCCACAUUUUUUUCAAGUUUUGAUAAAGGUUUGUUACCAAAUACCAAGGCUGUGCUCUAGCAGAGCCUGGUGGGCCCUGGUGCCUAAUUUUUGCUCUUGGGCGACUAGAAAAUCUUACUUUUUCCAUACAAAUCGUAUGCUGGGCACCCUAGAUUUUACAGAUUAAGAGCACUGGGCUCCCUUCUGUUUUCCUUAGAGCACAGCCUUGCCAAAUACCCAUUGACAUGGCUGGAAAGAUUUGCUCCACAAAGUUGCAAAAUUUUAAAGAUGUUUUAUAGACGUUUUUUUUGCGGAGUUAUAUCUUUGUUAGUUUUCAAUACUUGGCAUCUUCAAUGACUUUAAGGCGUUCAUUUUAACUGCAUUGAUGGAUUUUCACUCACUGGUCCCAGUCAAAAGUUAAAAAAAAAAACAUGGAAGGUCUCAUCCCACUGAUGAAUGGUCAGAGGUCCAAAACAGUUGGAAAGGCUCUUUUUUUCAUACUUACUGUACUUCACUAACUUACUGUCUGAUAGUGUGUAGGGAUUUGCCAGAAAAAAUUUAUCCUUUUUUAACUGAAUGGUUGUGAUUGACGUUGCUGUUUCAGCCAAUUGUGUAGCGCAAAUGACGUCAAAGUGACUGAUUUGCAAUUUUUGUCUGAGUUUUGUCAUUUUUCUCAUUUUAAUGACAAAAGACAGACAAACAUGACAUUUUAAUGACAAAAGUCAGACAAAAGUGAGGAAGUCGCUAAUGUCAAGUUCAUUUUUUUUUUCUGAGUCUCGGGUCGUUAAAUAGUAACUGCGCAAAGCGCUAUUGAGUUAUGGAGAUAAUGACUUCUCAGUCUUCCACAUUAGUGCAAUAUGGUUGUAGCAAUAAACAGCAAAGUUUGAACAGUGAGUGUUUUAGUUCAGAAUGGUAAUUAUUGGAAGAUAUUUUAUCAAUAAAAUAUUAUAAACUCAUGGUUCUAUUUUGUUCCUUGUAGCCCAGUACUCAGACUCUUACAAUAUCAGAUAUUUCGAAUGUUCCUUCAUCAAGCAUUCCUUGUGAGUGAGAUCUUAUUUUUUUUACAUAAUUAAAAUUUCUAGGAAACUCUUAAAUGUAAGCAUUGUUUUGUUUCCUCCUUUGGAAAAAACUAAUUUUUUAAAAUUAUUUUAUUUGGAGUAGAGGCUUGUUGGUGAUUAAUUUAAGGUUGAAAAAGUGUAGCAAGUUCUGCUUGUCUUACAUGUAAAAAAUCACAACACAUGUGAAUCAAACCUUGCUAUUACAAACAGCUCAGGUUUACUUUGUUCGAGCCAAAAGCUCAUACAUAAUAUUAGAGAGAUUUAGAGCUACAUAUGGCAAACAGCAAAUGUAAAUUUGUGUGAUGUGACCAAGUUUUCCCUUCACUUGUCUUUUACUGUUAAAAAAUUGGUAGUUUCACGUUAGUUUUACCCAUAAGAAUUGUUUUGGACUGUUUUUAUCUGCUCAUUUUCUACUUUAAGAAAUUCUCAACUUGGGUCUGCCGUUUAACAUUUCCCAUAAACAUGACCCUAAAUCUCUCUAUUAUCUCCUAACAUUUCAACCUUACCUAUUUCUCCAGCAACAAGUGGGCCACUUAUUACUGCUUUGCCAGAUGAUGACACCAUAUCACAUGCCAGACCAGUCAUAAGAUUUCCAGAGGAAUCAGGUCCUUCAACAUCACAGCCCUUAGUAUCUAGUCCUGUGUCAACUUCAACAGGUAAGGAGUUGCCACUUUCUUAGUUUUUAGUAGUUACUUUAUUUAAGAUGAGGGCAACUUGUGAGAUGUCACGAAUGAAUUUUCAUUUGCUACGGCUCCUUCAAAACUUAAUGACAGCCCUGUCAGACGUCAAUCAAGUCUUGUUACAAGCAUCUCUUCAAAUUUGAUUUAUGAGGUAGUGUUUUUUAUUUAACUUGCUGUAUAAGAAGGUAAUAAAAAAGAAAAAAAAGAUAUGAAAAAUAAUGCGCUAAAAUUUUUUCUUCACGAAUGAAUUUUCAUUUGCUACGGCUCCUUCAAAACUUAAUGACAGCCCUGUCAGACGUCAAUCAAGUCUUGUUACAAGCAUCUCUUCAAAUUUGAUUUAUGAGGUAGUGUUUUUUAUUUAACUUGCUGUAUAAGAAGGUAAUAAUAAUAAAAAAAAGAUAUGAAAAAUAAUGCGCUAAAAUUCUUUUUUCAAAGUAAGGAUUUUGGCAAAAAUUCUUUGGAACUGCAACUUGUUACCUAGUGUGUUCUAAACUUUACAUUCUGCACUUGCAGGAUAUUUUUGAUCAUCAAUGUGUCGAUAAGCAUAAAUGUAUAAGGGUGGAUUUCCACUGUUGCGUAAUUCUACAUGUGUAUGUGCAUGAAAUUUACAUGCGUAGAUUUGAUAGAGGUGAUGUAUGGAAGGCCACGUGUUAACUUGAAAGUUGAACCCCACUCAACCUACCUUUCAACUCUACUUUCCAUACAUUGCCUCUAUUUUAGUUACAUACAUAUGAAUUUUAUAUACACACAUGAACGUUAUGUGACAGUGGAAAUCAACCUUUCUUCCUUUAUCUAACCUUUGCUUAUUCAAAUUUUUUUUUAGCACCCACAUACCCACAAGCCUCAGUUGUACAGCCAUGUGUAUCCACCGGCGUGGUCACUUUCCCUGAAGAGCAGACACAAACCCCUGUGGUCCAUCCAACUCACAUUUUGGAGCCUCAAUCGUACGAUGAGCAUCAUACUAUAAGAAAUGCCCCUAUGAGGCGGGGACUCUCUCAGGAAGAUAUUCUAGAGAGGUAGUGUUCUUUGAUCUGUUGAAAGGCUAUUUAUCACUACAGUUGGGUCAUUACUGCAAUGAUAAAUAAUGCAGAUCAACGUCUGUAGGCAGUGCAUUGAGUUUUGCAGUCAGAUGUCCCGCAUUUGUAAUCUUUGUAGCUAGUAAGAAAGCUCAGAAAAAUAGAAAAGAAUCUAAGAUGUCAAGUUAUGCUGUAAUCUCUCUUAUAAUGCCCCCCCCUUUUGAACAGUUAAAAGUUACAGUAUUAAACCCACUCACUCAAAUUUGCAGCCCUCCCCCCCCCAACUUCCAUGAUUUGUUUUGUUAAACUAAGCUAUCACUCAAGGUAAACAAAAUUCUAUAACUUAAUUUUACUGAUUAUGUUUAGAUUGCUCUAACUAAAAGGUUCCAUGUAAAAUACUAGGUGCCCUGCAAGAGAUUUUAAUAGACUCUGAGUUUUACAGAAUACCAUUUAUGAAAUAGAAUGGAUUACCUAGGGUUGCAAUUUCAGGUUUAAAAUACCUCAUCUCCUAUCUCUAAUAAGUCCCACUCUGCAUUAAUCCUCUCAAAAAUGUGUUAAAGAAAUAGGAAGCUUAUUUGGGAGAUUACGGUAUGUCCGUUGACUUUGUAACUAUUAACUACAUUAACAGUCAAAACUAAUCAUUUGCAACUCAUAACUAGUUAAGAAAGUGUGUAGUUAAAAUCGUACAUACUUAAGAUUUCCACUGUUCCACAUAGAUAUUUCACCAGCAUACUUUCUGAAAUAUUUACCCAGUUGAUAUUCCCCAGCAUUACUCUGUCACAUAGCAUUUUAUUUUCUUUCAGGCCAUCUCAAAUAUCUGUGUCCAAAAAUAUUCCACCCAGAGUGCUGUAACUAUUUAUCACAAAAAUGACAAGUUCACUCUGAUAAAUGAUUCAAUUUAUGGCAUUGUUUGAGCAGAACAUUUCUUUCGGAAACCAAAAAUCAGUGUAGUGCUUUUAUGGUGAUUCUUUUGUCAGGGAUAUUUUAAUGUGGAGGCUUUUUCAGGAAGGUAUUCAGUUUAGUGAGAAACAUAUACAAUCAAGACCUUAGAAUAGUUGCUUAAUGGGGAGUAUCUAACAUAAACUUAACCAGUAAUAAUUCUAAUACUGUCAACCCUCUCUUAACAGACACCUCUAUGAGACGGUCACCUCUGUAAUUCGGACACCUAGAGCUAGUCCCUGCCUUUCUUUACUCACUUUAUUAAACUUUCUAUAAGACAGACAUCUCUCUAAGAUGGACUUUUAGUAUUGUUCCUAAAGGUGUCUAUCUUAGAUAGAGUUGAUUGUAACACUAAUUCUUAGUGGUGCUAGGAUCUUGAGCAUGACGAACCAACUUUCUUGUACAAUAUUAGCACCUAAAGAUUGGACUUUGCUGUAACUUGAUUCUCUCUUUAAUUUCAGGAAUUUUAUUGGUGAUCAAGUAGAUUACAUUUCACAGAAUCUUGAGAAUAUUCAGUAUCAGUUGGCAAAUCACCCUAUGGUAUUGGAUAAUAGCAUAUUUUUUGAUGUAUUUGGCCAUGAGGGAGGCCAUCCAGUCCAGGUGAGAUUAUUUUAAAGAGUAAUCAAUUUAGUAAUUCUCAGAACCUUUACUCUUGAUGAUCUGCUGAUGUUGUUGGGAGAAAAUUGAUGUUGGUCACUCUUGGCACCUAAAGGGUUAAGAUGAGUAAGAAGUGUCCCAGGGCAAGAAAAAGGUGAGAGCUGCUUGCCCAAAUGACAAGCUGGAAUUCAAGUCUUUCAAGCCGUGGUUUUUUAAAAAUUAUUUCAAAUGGUUAAAUAGUAAAAAUAAGGUACUGCUAGCAGACAACCACCAGCAAAGUUUCAGUGGGAACUAAUUAAUAAAAUAUAAUCAACCUUGAAAUGUCCACACAUCGUUUCCUGCCCCUCCCCUCCCCUUCUUCUCUACCUUGUGCCGGUCUUUAACUUUUCUUCAUUUUAGUGGUGCAGCCUUGGGUUGGACGUCAGUUGAUGCAACUGUCAACUUAAGAUUCUCUUGGAAAUUUGUUCUUGCAUGAUUGUUUGCCACUUUCAAAGAUCAACAAGGUAUUAAUGGCGCUUUUUUCUUUGUCUUCUUAGGAUCCGCUAGAUCUUUUAGCCGAUCGGGCUGCAGCAUCUCCUUUGCCUGGUAGUGUGGGGCAGAACUCCUCGGCAGGUAAAAUGUUUCCUUUCUUUUUUUCGUAGACUUUCAAAAAAAGUCCUUCGUCGGAUUUCAUAUGGCACGGGACGAAGACCUCCCGCGACUUCGUCGCUCGCGGUCGGCCGCUUCGCGGCCAAACAAUGCUCGCUGCGCUCGCCAAGAGACUUGUAGCAAGUCUAUUUUUUUCGUUGCUCACGUUUUUACAGCCAGAAAAAAGGUAAAAAGAAAAUGGGCAAGGUCAGGGUCAUAGGCUCCUGGCAAGGUUUCUAUUUAGGAACGGCUGCUUCCAUAGGAAAAAUGCCUAACACGUUAACAUUGCUUGGCGCUGUCUGUAUUUUUAUAGCCUCCGUAGCAGGUUGCAAAAUUAAUCUGAACUUCGGCACUACCUCUUUCCUCGUAUUUAUCCUCCUCUCUCGCGCUGCCUCUGUAUCCCGCGUGCGUAAGACAAAGGCAAUGGCGGAUGCAGGGGAGGGUCCCAGGGGGCCCGCCCCCCCCUUAUUUUUAGGCCAAACUGAGGUCCGGAGGGCCGAAAAUGUUUUUUUGGAGGGUCAGGAUGACCGCCCUGACCUCCCCCCACCCCCUGGAUUCGCCACUGUAUUGUGUCGAUGGAAAGGUAAAGGAAAAUUCGUUUUCAACAGUGUCAUUAAAUACGAUUACAGAUGAUGUGAAAACACGUCAAGAAAGCUGUAGCCAAAACUCAGUUUUUAAAACUAGCCUCUUUUCUUUUUCAGGCCAUGAACUUGUGCAGUAUGGCAUGCAGGGGUCUGGGACCAGCACUUCCCCUUCUCGGGCACAACAGAGACGAAGGGACUGGGCCCAAGGGCAGGAACAACAGCAGCGGCAACCUUCUGACUAUGACGUUUCACACUUUUUUAACGGUUAAUCGAUCGUAACUAGUUUUUAACUCGUAUAGGUGAAGGAUUCUAGUAUUUUAUAACGUUAUUUUACUAUUGCAUUAUUUUAAUGGUCAGUAAACUUUGUCAGUGACAGGAAUGUCCUCGCGGUUACUCUUUUUUCUUGUUUCCCUGCAAAGUUCAGGACUGUUUUAUUUCUUCAGUGGUGCAAUGUAAAGAAACAACUAAAACCGCAGAAGUGUGCUUCUCGUUAGCUUUCAGUUGGGUGACGUCACGCCUUAGGAUUUCACCUCCAUACGUAAUCCUCUAUCAGGCCCACAAAGUGGACACGCGAAAUGUCUGCUCAUUCAUGGGUAAACUGUUAAUUGCUGAGCGAUCAUUGUUAUGUAAUUCAGACAUUGGUUGGCGCAUAAAGCAGUUUUCCAGCGGUCUCAGGUCAACAAUACCAGAACAUGACAUAUGUAAUCGUUUCAAAGGAAGGCCAGUGCACUGGAAGAAUUGUGCGAUAAAUAGACGUAGAAACGGGAGUAGGUUGAUCUGCCGGCUCUUCUCGACGGAUAAAAACGUGUCAUAGCUUUAAUCAGUUAAAAGCGUGCUGCACAGUUUGCAAUUGCCAGUUCCAAAAGAAAGUAAUCAAACAGGAAAGAAAAUAAUUGCUUUUCGAAAACUGGAAAGCGGUCCAUAGUUUUUCAACACUAAAUUCUUUGAAGUAUGUUUUUAUGCUAUGUAAACGAGUAGCUGUAUUUCAUUUCAAGAAAAUCCUAUACAAAGGAAACUUCGUGCGCAAGAGUUAAUAAAUUGUAUGUAUCUAGCUUAUACAUGUGUAUUGCCUGUAUAAGAACAAACUAUAUUUCCUGCAUAUCCUAAUUAUAAUUUUCUUUUAUUCAGUAAUAACCUAGUAAUACUUUUAGUGGUUUCUGGAAUUUUACCUGCCACUUAGUACAAUAACAUGGUAUGUAAUUGAAGACAGUAAUUAAAAACAUAACAAAAGGAAACUUAUGUGUUGCUUCCUGUGAUUAUUCCGGAAUUGUUGUCUCAUGGGAAGUUAUUAAAGUGAGGAACGGGGAACGGGAAAAUGGAAAAAUGGAACAAAACCCAACUUGAACCCUUGCCCUAUCAGCAACUUCAUUUUCAAUUUUCUACUUUGUUCCCAUUUUCCAAAUUCCCUGUUUCCCGUUCCCAAGGGUCUCUCAAUAUCCCUCUGUCAUGGCGAGAGAUUAUCUCCCUGUAGGCGCCUUC
Molecule: messenger RNA, 10989 nt
Organism: Porites lobata
Lineage: Eukaryota; Metazoa; Cnidaria; Anthozoa; Scleractinia; Poritidae
Source: the annotation of a GenBank genome assembly